Messenger RNA from Arxiozyma heterogenica, 1404 nucleotides. It is a transcript of the gene CDC40, whose product is annotated as Cdc40p. The transcript has a single exon. Gene Ontology annotation, cellular component: catalytic step 2 spliceosome. The record is from RefSeq and is a predicted model, not a curated record. Gene Ontology annotation, molecular function: protein binding; mRNA binding. NCBI's taxonomy places the organism in Eukaryota, Fungi, Ascomycota, Saccharomycetes, Saccharomycetales, Saccharomycetaceae. Bases 1 to 1404 code for a protein of 467 amino acids. Gene Ontology annotation, biological process: mRNA splicing, via spliceosome.
AUGAAUUUAGUGCGUGAUUAUAUCUCGGAAUCUGAUACUGAAUCAGAUUUAGAUAAACAUCUUGUGGAAGACAAAGUGGCAAACAGGAACAAUGGCUCAUUAAAAAGAAUUAAAAAGAUUACAAAAGCAGAUUCGAAAAGAAGAAAACUACAAAGGAAGGGUAAAGGGCCGUGGGGGUCAUGGUCAAGCAGUGAUGAGGAUUCAAGUGAAGAUGUAGAGGGAAGUAUAAAUGAUUAUAAUAAUGCAUCGCAAUAUAAUUCAAGAGAUAUUGCAGGCUUACAAUUGAUGAAUACCAGUGAAUAUGAUGAUAACGACAAAUCAGAAAAUGCUUAUGUGAGUCUAUCAGAGGGAGAAAAAGAAACGUCCACUCUUUAUGAUACAGAUUAUUCGCAUAAUGGUAAGAAAAAACAACCAUUUUUAUCCCCACUAAAGGAUAUUGAAGUAGAUUUAUAUAAACCAUCAAAGUCAUUCAAAUGUUAUUUACCUAAGAGAAUAAUAUAUACAUUUAAGGGACAUUACGAUGGAUGCAAUACAUUAGAAUUCUUACCUCAAACCGGGCAUUUAUUUCUAUCAGGUGGGAAUGAUAAUAUUAUUAAAUUAUGGAAUUUUUAUGGAGACAGGAAAUGUGUCCAAGAUUAUCUAGGGCAUUCAAAUGCAAUCAAAGCUUUAAAAUUCAUUAACGAUGGCUCUAAAUUUCUUAGUUCAUCAUUUGAUCGAAAUGUUAAAAUAUGGGAUACUGAGACUAGCAAAGUAACAAAAAAACUAAAAUUUCAAAGUUUACCAAAUUCAAUCGAUUCAAGACCCAUGGGUAACGGUGAUGAAUUUAUUGUUGGAUUGUCUAAUUCAAAGAUUAUGCAUUAUGAUCUACGUGUUAGAGAAAAAGAUGGGCUAGUGCAACAAUACGAUCAUCAUUUAGCAGGGAUAUUAGCACUGCGUUAUUUUCCUGAUGGAUCUAAAUUUAUAUCUUCAUCCGAAGAUAAAACAGUACGUAUAUGGGAUAAUCAAAUCAAUAUACCCAUCAAGCAAAUUAGUGAUACCACUCAACAUUCUAUGCCCUUUAUUAAUAUACAUCCUUCAGAAAGAUACUUUUGUGCUCAAAGUAUGGAUAAUUCAAUCUACAGUUAUUCGAUGAAACCUAAAUAUAAACGUCAUUCAAAUAAAGUUUUUAGAGGACAAAAAUCAUCAGGGUUUGGCAUUGGACUAACAUUUUCACCUGAUGGUCAUUAUAUUUGUUCUGGAGAUAUCAGAAGUAGAAUAUUAGUAUGGGAUUGGACCACCACAAAAUUGUUAAAGACAAUAUCUAUUCCUGGGAAAAAGACAAUCACACAAGUUUCAUGGCACCCACAAGAGACCAGUAAGAUAUUAUGUGCAGGAAUAAGUGGUGAAAUAUAUAUGCUAGAUUAA